This is a messenger RNA of Penicillium vulpinum, 888 nucleotides long. Its product is annotated as HVSL domain-containing protein. NCBI's taxonomy places the organism in Eukaryota, Fungi, Ascomycota, Eurotiomycetes, Eurotiales, Aspergillaceae. Gene Ontology annotation, cellular component: nucleus. The record is from RefSeq and is a predicted model, not a curated record. The transcript has 3 exons. Gene Ontology annotation, biological process: U6 snRNA 3'-end processing. Bases 1 to 888 code for a protein of 295 amino acids. Gene Ontology annotation, molecular function: 3'-5'-RNA exonuclease activity.
AUGACUCUAGUACAAUAUUCUGAUUCAGAAUCCGACUCAGAGUCUAGAUCCUCUCUCCGCCCAACCAAGAAACCUCGCCACGACAAUCAUCCAGGGCCAUCGCUGCCGCCUCUACCUGCAGCAUUCCACAACCUCUAUGCCUCGAGCACACGUGUGAGCGUGCAAGAUAACCCCAGCCUUCAUGGCGGCCGAACACGCGUAAUUCCUCAUGUAGAAGGAAACUGGCCAACACACCUUUACCUCGAGUGGUACCCGGGGAAAGACGAGCUGUCGCUCCUUGAAGAUAUCAUCGCUCACUCUGGGAAUCUGCCAGAUGAGAAAGCGCCCACGGUGCACAGUCUUCUUCAUAGCGAUCUCGGUGCCCAGCUACCCCUUCAUAUCAGUCUAUCUCGGCCGGUGAUUCUUCGCACCGAGCAGCGUGUCUCAUUUACUGAGGCGCUGCAAAAAGCCAUCCAUGAUUCGCAUGUCCUAUCAUUUGAUGUCCAACCGGAUACUUUAUAUUGGUCAUCUAACUAUGAGAAAACACGCUGUUUUCUCGUCUUAGGCGUGCAGAGACCGAAACAUGAUGGUCUGAACCGCCUCUUGAAGGUAUCAAACGACAUCCUUGCUCGCUUUGGCCAACCAUCUCUUUAUGCAACCUCCUCGACUCAAGGAAAGCAGACCAAUGUAUCCUUCCAUGAUAGAAGCGGCAUGCUGAGCAGCGAUGAUUUCUCGGGGUGCUUCCAUAUCUCACUUGCUUGGAGUCUGUCAGAGCCCGGCCCGAAGGAACGUGAACGGGUCGCCGGGAUCGAUUUGCAAGCUUUGCGGGAAAUACGGGUUGAAUUCGAUAGUGUCAAGGCAAAGAUUGGGAAUAUUGUCGGUAGUAUACCAUUAGGAAAAACCCCAUGA